AUGCCCCCGUUGGGUGGAUGGAUCGCAGCCAAGGCAAGGGUGUCUUCCAGUAACUUGCUUGUCGUCGUCACCUGCUCAGGCGACGUCGAGCCAGCCAGAAAGCCCGGUGCUGCCCGCUAUCCGAACCAGACGGCCGGCCAGGAGGAGGCUCGGACCGGCGCCCGCCCGCCUACCAAGCGCCGCUCGGGGCUGGGGAUCGCACUUCUCCCCCUCCGCCGCCCGGCCCGGUUGCCCGAUGCCCCCGGGGCGGCCGCCACCCCGAUGCCCGACGGCCGGGUUCUCCUGGUGGGGAACUGCACCCCUUUCCUCUUCUUCUCGGAGUUCAAGGGCGCCGACCGCGAGGCGCUCACGGGCCUGGAGACUGCGGUGCUGGGGCUGAUCUUCCUGCUGGCGCUGGCGGCCAACGCGUGCGGCAUCGCCCUGCUGGCCCGCCGCAAGAGCCGCCUGCGCGCCUCGGCCUGCCUGGUGCUCAACCUCUUCUGCGCCGACGUGCUCUUCAGCAGCGCCAUCCCCUUCAUCCUGGUGGUGCGCUGGACCGAGAGCUGGACGCUGGGCGAGGCCGCCUGCCACCUCCUCUUCUACGCCAUGAGCCUCAGCGGCAGCGUCACCAUCCUCUCGCUGGCCGCCGUCAGCCUGGAGCGCGUGGUCAGCAUCGUGCGCCUCCGGCCCUUGCAGCCCUGCCGGGGCCGGGUGAUGGCUGCCGUCCUCCUCGCCAUCUGGGCCUUCUCGGCUCUGGCCACCCUCCCGCUCUGCCUCUUCUUCACCGUCGUGCCCGUGCGCCACAAUGGCCAGGAAGCAUUCAUUUGCACCCUGAUGUGGCCCAGCACUGCUGGAGAAAUUGCUUGGGAUGUCUGUUUUACUGCUGUCGUCUUCCUGAUACCAGGACUGGUAAUCGUAAUCAGUUACUCAAAGAUUUUACAGAUUACAAAAGAAUCGAGGAGACGUCUCAGUGCCGGCAUGGCCUAUUCAAAGAGAAACCACAUCCAAGUUUCCCGACAAGACUUCAGACUGUUGCGGACUCUCUUUGUGCUGAUGAUCUCUUUCUUCGUCAUGUGGAGCCCAAUAAUCAUCACCAUUCUCCUCAUUUUGGUACAGAGAUUUGAUCCCGAUGUGGGCCUUUUGCCUUCUGUUUUCUUCUGGAUCAUGGCCUUCACUUUUGCAAAUUCAGUGGUUAACCCUGUUUUAUAUAAUGUAGUCCACUUCAAGCGGGAGUGGAGGCGAGCCUUUUUCUGUUGUCCACACCCACCUGGAGGAAGAGAGACUGCAACAGAGACAACUCCCAGACACAAUAACCAUGGACCUCCUACUUUGUCUGUUAUUUCCAGAUAGUGUGUUGUUUCUGAUGACGAGAGUCGCCUGCUCCAGGUUGGG
Molecule: messenger RNA, 1371 nt
Organism: Heteronotia binoei (common prickly gecko)
Lineage: Eukaryota; Metazoa; Chordata; Lepidosauria; Squamata; Gekkonidae
Gene: FFAR4
Product: free fatty acid receptor 4
Exons: 4
Coding region: 1-1329 (442 amino acids)
Biological process (GO): G protein-coupled receptor signaling pathway
Cellular component (GO): membrane
Molecular function (GO): peptide binding; G protein-coupled receptor activity
Source: RefSeq, a predicted model, not a curated record